Molecule: messenger RNA, 4131 nt
Organism: Paramormyrops kingsleyae
Lineage: Eukaryota; Metazoa; Chordata; Actinopteri; Osteoglossiformes; Mormyridae
Product: protein tweety homolog 2-like
Cellular component (GO): plasma membrane
Molecular function (GO): volume-sensitive chloride channel activity; intracellularly calcium-gated chloride channel activity
Source: RefSeq, a predicted model, not a curated record
UGUUAGAAAUGGAAGUCGUUCAUCACUCAAAUGACACGUCGAUUUAGAAUUAGACGUAAAGCGCAGGAGUAAUUUAUCAAGCCGUAACUUUUCCCUGGGAAAUAGGCUUUUGGGACAUAACGGUGAAAAAGGAAAACGCAAUGUCAUUAGAGCUUAUAGUUCUGUCGGUUUUUAGCUGUGCUUUACGUAUUUCCUUUCUAGGUUUAGUUUAAGUAUGAUCCGUGUUUUUCAUGCUCGUGUAUUUGUUUUCUUUUCUGUUACAGUGUAUAAUUUAAUCUAAUAGGUUGCCCUUCUGCUUUGCCUAAUAGUACUUAGCAUUGCAUUGCAUUGUAGCGGUAUUUGCGUUUGGGUCCACAAGAUGGCAGACUUGUGUUUUUCUCUUCUACUUCGCUUCCAUGUGUACGGAGAAACCGUUCUCUCGACGUCCUGCGUGUAGGUGAAACUUCGGAAGCUUUGUGUGAUAUUUUAGUUCUCGAGGAAUUUGGUGGAAUAUAUUUAAAUUUGAGUUUUCCUUGCUAACUAAAUUUAUUCGUAAAUCCUUUCACAUUGGGUUUAAUGGGGCGUAUCACGGUUUUGAUGUGCUAGUUAGUACGCCUCUAGACUACAAUAGUUAAGUAACUUCUUAUAAAUGGUAUUUUUUUUUAUAACCCUCAACUCUGAGCAAGAUAAGCGGCUGGAAGAUGAAUGGAUAGUUUGGAUAAAAUGCAGUGUCCCGUAGUGCUUUCAAAUAUGAUGGGAGACCCUUUCCUAUUAAGUUCCCUUCUCUGCGCGUCCUCGCAGGUUUCCUUGUCCCGUGGCCUCAAUUCCUGCGCGCUCCCGAGCAACAAAAAGGUCUCCUUUGCGGGUGUAUUAAACGGACGGGAUUUGACAGACGACAGGAGAUCUUCAGAUUUAAAAGGAGUCCGCCGGAUACCGUAUACAAGUUUGGGACACUUUAAAGGCGUGCAUUUGUUUUUUAUUUUUAUUUCGUAAAAUGCCUGCUUUCGCCACAAAUACCCUUUUUCAUUAAUUAACCAGUAUCUGCUUUAUGCGCAUGCAUUGUUUUAUUGUCUUUCGUCGUGGGCAGGACUUUGUUGAGCACAUCUGCAUCCAUUUCAUUAAAUCUUGAAUUAAAAGUACGUAGCGCACGGACGGGUGAACGAACUGGAAAGCAUGUCUACGCGACUGAAUUAUAUCGCACCGUGGUGGAUAUACUGGCUUCACAAUUUCCCACACCUUAACCUGAGUUUCCAGUCUGUUGACAGCAGCUUCAGACCGCAGGAUGAGGACUAUCAGCAGUCACUAAUCGUCCUGACCUGCAUGGCCGCCAUCGGCCUGGGAUUGAACCUGCUCCUCCUCGCCGCCUACCUCACCUGCGUGUGCUGCUGCCAGAAGGACGAGGAUGACGAGGAGAGUAAGAGGCCCGGCUCCCGUUGCGUCAGCUGGGUCUCCAUGCUGGCUGGGCUCGUCAUCUGUUGUGCUGUAGGCGUGGGUUUCUAUGGAAACAGUGAAGCCAACGAUGGGGUGUACCAGCUGACCCAUUCUCUCUACCAAGCCAAUCACACGCUGGAUGGCAUCGAUCGAUUGGUGACUGGCACGGUCAGCGGCUUGGAGGGCGGGCUGAAGCAGCACCUGGGCCGGCUGGACGAGAUCUUCGCCGUGCGCGAGGACUACGUACGGACGCUGCACGCCAUGCAGCGGACAGCCGACAGCGUCGUCGUGCAGCUGAGGGGACUCCCGGACCUGGGCCGGGCCAAGCUGAACCUGUCCACGAUCGCCGAGCACACCUUGUACUGGGAGCAUCGCAGGUGGCUCGCUUACUUGUUGGUGCUCGUUUUCUACCUGGUCAUCUCCCUGGCAGUCUUCCUGGGCCUGGCCAAGCAGUCCCGCUGGCUGCUCACCAUACUGACGGUGUUCGGACUGCUGACGCUGGUGGUGAGCUGGGCCUCGCUCGGAGCGGAUACGGCCGUCGCCGUGGGAACAAGUGACUUCUGUGUUUCGCCUGACAAGUUCAUAGUCAACCAGACCGAGGACAUUGUCCCAGCGGCUAUUACUCACUACUACCUGUACUGCAGUCCAAGUCUCCUAAACCCCUUUCAAAAGUUGCUGACCAUCUUCCAGAGGUCCCUAACCACCAUGCAGACCCAAACCCAGAGCUUGCUGCUGAGUACUGCUCUACACUUCCCUACCGCACAGAGGGACCUGUUUGGGAUCCAGCAAAUCCUGAACACUUCUGAGUCUAGCCUGCACCAGCUGACCGCCUUGCUGGACUGCCGCAGCCUGCAUAAAGAUUACCUGGAAGCAGUGGUAGGCUUGUGCUACGAUGGCGUGGAGGGUCUGCUCUACCUCUGCCUGUUCUCCCUGAUGUCCGCCGGCGCCUUCUGCGUCUUGUUGUGCGCCAUCCCGCGGCUCCUCAAGCACAUCGCCAGCAGGGAGCGCGAGUACGACGACAUCGAUGAGGAGGACCCGUUCAACCCGCGGGCUCGCCGUACGGUGGCUCGUGGCCGCAGCUCCAGUCAGUCCCACGUUCACAGUUUCUGCAGCUACAGCAGCCGGGAGAGCCAAAGCAGUCUGCACCUGCCCCCGCCCCUGCCGACCACCACCAAUGCGCCCAUCGCCGAAUACAUGAACCAGUCGAUGUUGUUUGGGGGAAACCCUCGCUACGAGAACGUGCCUCUUAUCGGGAGUGGCAGGAGCUCGCCGCCGCCUUCAUACUCUCCCAGCUUGAGGUCCACCUAUCUGUCCAUGACCGACAGCCAGAUCCGGCACUUUGGGACGGACCUCCCAGUAUAGAUCCCCGCCCAUCCAUCCUCUACCCCCUCCCCCCCCACCGCCGAGGGCGUGUGUAGCUACAGUUCACCUUAUGCUGUCGCUCCUGGCCGGCCCUGUCUUAGGGACAGAAGUGUUGCACGUGCUUUCAAAGACAAACAAAAAAGCACACUCUGGUGUGUGUGGUCUGCUGCCUCUCCCCAUAAUCCUGCCAGACAACAAUAGCCCUGUAAAACAUCUCUAUGUAAUUCCCUGUUAAGCCCCCUAGCGAUGGAAUGCAGAUUCAUUAAAUAGGAGAGCAGUCACCCCAGGGGGGGAUGCACUUCUUGCUAUGCAGUAAGAGCCCCCCCUCUGGACUUCUGUCACUUUUCUGUAUCAAGGCAGCAGAGCCUAAAGAGAGAAGAGAUGGAAACACGGAACCAACAUUCUACUCAUCGGUCCCUAUCGAGCCAAAACAUUUCCAAAGCGAUUCCACAGCCCUGAGCUGUUUAUCAAGCCUUAUCUACUUGCAAAUGAUUCUCAUUUUCAGUCUGUCUGUGCUUUUUUUUUCUCUCAUUUUGACAUGGACGUGUUGUUUUGUCACUCCAGUAUCACAGGAGAGGAGUUUUUCAUUUUAUGACAGUGAUUUUAAGUUGUGCACGGAGCCAGUGCGGGGGUGCAUUUCCAUACCUCAGAUGUGUCUUUGUUUAGAUGAGAGCUCAAAGAUCGUUAAACUCAUUUGUCUCCAUAUGUCUGCUGUUCUGUGUUUUUUUUUUUUAAUUCAAUGAUUUUCAAAUAUGAAGGAUAGCGACCCCUAAGAGCAAAAGUUUCAUCAGGGAGGGGUAAUAGCAUGGUGCAGCAGGACAAACUCUGAAUGUGACCUCCCCCCAGAAUUCCUUGGAGUUACAUUAGUAUGCAUUAAAAUUCUCCAGACAAAGUCCAGUUUGUACCAGGUCAGAUUAGUGGCUGAUUACUGCACUCUUUCUUGUCCUAAAGAGAAUUACUCUAGCUACUUAAAUUCAAACAAUAUAUUUUUUAUAAUGUUUUAAUUCACGUUUGGGAAACAGGUUUUAGUGGCCCUUUGCUAUGAUGUCCAGCCAACGGGAUCUCUACUUUGUCUUUUUCUAGUGGAUUUGUCUUUGAAUCAAUUGCAAUUAUAUUCAGAUCAUUCUUCCGUUAAUCUCACUGGGGAAAUUGGAGUACAUUUUGGUGUGUCUGCUUGAUUUAAUUUGAAAAUUAAAAAAUACCAGAAAAUCGAAAGCUAUUUAAUUCGUGCAAAAAAUGCAUUCUGGUGUCUUUUCUUUUGCCUGCUCAUUAAAAACGACGGAGUUGUUUUACGGCAAAAAUUAAACCAUGCUGUUGGCGUCAACGUCUUUGGUGGCUUGGCGGCUCUAAUGAACAAAA